AUGCAACUUCGCACUUUCACUGCCCUCGCCGCGGGAGCGAUCAUUCCCCUCGUCUCUGGCGCCGCUACAACUACCUUCCCUACCGCGGCUGGUGCGACCACCCUCUCCGCGCCCAUGUCCGUCACCGGUACCUACGAUGGUGGUAUGAAACGUUUUGGCCGUGGUCUUAGCCCCUGCUCCGAGGCCGACGGUGGUUCAAUCGGCGCUGUCUUCAUCCUUGAGAGCGGUGCCACCUUGAAGAACGCCAUCAUUGGCUCUGAUCAGUACGAGGGUGUACACUGCAAUGGUCCUUGCACCAUUCAGAACGUUUGGUGGGAAGAUGUCUGUGAGGAUGCUUUGACUAUCUUGCAAUCAUCUGGUACUUCUUACGUUACCGGUGGUGGUGCCAAGGGUGCUUCCGACAAGGUCAUUCAGAUGAACGGAAAGGGUACCGUUGUCGUCAAGGACUUCUUUGUCUCGGACUUCGGAAAGCUCUGGAGAAGCUGCGGAAACUGCAGUGGCAAUGGUGGCCCUCGCAAACUCAUCGUGGAUGGUGUCGUUGCCACCGGCGGUACCGUCAUUGGUGGUGCCAACUCUAACUAUGGAGACACCGUCACUAUCAGCAACACCUGUGGUGCCGCCCCGGCCAAGAUGUGCCAGGUCUAUGAGGGAUGCGACAAGGCCCAGGGUGACUGUGAGAGCGAGAAGCUCAGCACUGGAUUCGAUGGCGUGACUUGCAUUGACGGUGGUGGGAACAAGGCGACUUGCUAG
Molecule: messenger RNA, 750 nt
Organism: Morchella importuna
Lineage: Eukaryota; Fungi; Ascomycota; Pezizomycetes; Pezizales; Morchellaceae
Exons: 3
Coding region: 1-750 (249 amino acids)
Biological process (GO): pectin catabolic process
Cellular component (GO): extracellular region
Molecular function (GO): pectate lyase activity
Source: RefSeq, a predicted model, not a curated record